UUUUUUUUAAUUUUUGAUGGUCACCCGAAUAAUGAUUUCGUUUAGUUUCAAUGCUGUCAAUAAUGAAACACCAUUGUUGCAGUAUUACAUGGAUUAUUACUGCCUUAAAAAUUAAAUUGUGAUAAUAAUAUUAUAAAUGUUCAUGAUAAAGUGAAGUGAAAAACUCUUAUAAACAAUUUAGUGGUUAAUUCAAAUAAUGAUAACUAAAAUGCAGCCACAAACAAAUGUUGCCGUGCCGCAAGCUGUCACGACGCAGUCCCAACAGAUUGUCGGUGUUCCCGCAAAUGCCGUAAUCUUAAAAAUGUCGGAUAUUCAACAAAUUUCGACAGUCGGGUUAUUGGAGCUUGCACAUAGAGAAUACCAGGCUGGUGACUAUGACAGUGCAGAAUUGCAUUGUAUGCAGAUGUGGAGGCAGGACUCCACAAACACUGGGGUCUUGUUGCUUCUGUCAUCCAUACACUUCCAAUGUAGAAGGUUGGACAAGUCUGCACACUUUUCCACACUGGCAAUCAAACAAAACCCAUUACUAGCAGAAGCAUACAGCAAUCUGGGAAAUGUGUACAAAGAAAGAGGUCAGUUGCAAGAAGCAUUGGAGAACUAUCGCCAUGCCGUAAGGCUGAAACCCGACUUUAUUGAUGGGUACAUCAACCUGGCAGCUGCUUUGGUGGCAGCUGGUGACAUGGAGCAAGCUGUUCAAGCAUAUGUGACUGCUCUGCAAUAUAAUGCUGAUCUUUACUGCGUUAGAAGCGAUUUGGGCAAUUUGCUCAAGGCUCUCGGACGUCUCGACGAGGCAAAGGCAUGUUACUUGAAAGCUAUUGAAACAAGGCCAGACUUUGCAGUAGCAUGGAGUAACUUAGGUUGCGUUUUUAACGCACAAAGUGAAAUCUGGUUGGCAAUUCACCAUUUUGAAAAGGCAGUGGCGUUGGACCCCAACUUUUUGGACGCAUACAUAAACCUUGGAAAUGUACUCAAGGAAGCUAGAAUAUUUGACAGGGCUGUAGCUGCAUACUUACGAGCACUUAACCUAUCUCCCAACAAUGCCGUUGUUCACGGAAAUUUAGCGUGCGUCUAUUACGAGCAGGGACUUAUCGACUUAGCUGUCGAUACAUACAGAAGAGCGAUUGAACUUCAACCUAAUUUCCCUGACGCAUAUUGUAACUUAGCGAAUGCGCUUAAAGAAAAGGGUCAAGUGGCCGAUGCGGAAGAAUGCUACAACACAGCUCUCCGAUUGUGUCCAUCACACGCAGAUUCGCUCAACAACUUGGCGAACAUCAAGCGAGAACAAGGAUACAUAGAAGAAGCUACGCGCUUAUACUUAAAGGCGUUAGAAGUGUUCCCAGAAUUUGCCGCCGCCCACAGCAAUUUGGCCUCGGUUUUACAACAGCAGGGAAAACUAAACGAGGCACUCAUGCAUUACAAGGAGGCUAUCCGUAUUCAGCCAACAUUUGCUGAUGCGUACAGUAACAUGGGAAACACCCUCAAGGAGAUGCAGGAUGUCGCCGGAGCGUUGCAGUGCUACACGCGAGCGAUUCAAAUAAAUCCCGCCUUUGCCGACGCACACAGUAACCUUGCCAGCAUUCACAAGGACUCCGGGAACAUUCCCGAGGCCAUCCAGUCUUACCGGACGGCGUUGAAACUUAAACCGGACUUCCCUGACGCCUAUUGCAACUUGGCGCAUUGCCUGCAAAUUGUUUGCGAUUGGACCGACUAUGAGGCUCGGAUGAAGAAAUUAGUCAGCAUUGUCGCUGAACAGUUAGAGAAGAAUAGACUGCCAUCAGUUCAUCCGCAUCACUCCAUGCUGUAUCCCCUGUCGCAUGAUUUCAGGAAGGCCAUAGCCGCCCGUCACGCGAACUUAUGCCUAGAGAAGGUUCAAGUUCUACAUAAACCGCUAUUCAAAUUCCCCCGCGAGUUACAAGGCCGUCUACGUAUCGGUUACGUGAGCAGUGAUUUUGGCAAUCAUCCAACGUCUCACCUUAUGCAGUCUGUGCCGGGGUUGCAUGACCGGUCUAAAGUUGAGAUAUUUUGCUACGCUCUUAGUCCGGAUGACGGCACUACCUUCCGGUCCAAGAUCGCACACGAGGCUGAACAUUUUAUUGAUUUAUCUCAGCUGCCAUGCAACGGAAAGGCGGCCGAUAAAAUAUACGGAGACGGCAUCCAUAUCCUCGUGAAUAUGAAUGGGUACACAAAGGGAGCUAGGAAUGAAAUAUUCGCAUUGAGGCCGGCGCCGGUGCAAGUGAUGUGGUUGGGAUACCCCGGCACCAGUGGGGCUAGUUAUAUGGACUACUUGGUGACGGAUGCUGUGACGUCACCUCUGGAAUUGGCCAGUCAAUACAGCGAGAAGUUGGCUUAUAUGCCGCACACAUACUUUGUUGGAGACCAUAAGCAGAUGUUCCCACAUUUGCAGGAGAGAUUAAUUCUAAGUGACAAGGUGAAAUCGCAUAACUUAGGAAUUCUGGCGGAUAACGUUGCCGUGAUCAAUGCGACCGAUUUGUCGCCUCUCGUCGAGCACACUGAUAUUAAGGAGAUUAAGGAAAUCGUUCGGGCAGCGCGGCCCCUCGAGAUAUCCAUGAAAGUAGCAGAGCUGCCCACCACCACGCCGAUUGAAACUAUGAUUGCUUCCGGACAAGUACAGACGUCAGUCAACGGAGUGAUCCUCCAAAACGGAUUGGCGACAACCCAGACGAACAACAAAGCGGCAACUGGCGAAGAAGUGCCCCAAUCGAUAGUAAUCACGACCAGGCAGCAGUAUGGCUUGCCGGAUGACGCAGUUGUGUACUGCAAUUUCAACCAGCUGUACAAAAUAGACCCCCUGACGUUACACAUGUGGGUGUACAUUCUGAAGCAUGUGCCGAACAGUGUGCUGUGGUUGUUAAGAUUUCCAGCUGUCGGUGAACCUAAUUUGCAGUCCACAGCUCAGCAACUGGGGUUGCCACCGGGUAGGAUAAUAUUCUCGAAUGUAGCGGCCAAAGAAGAGCACGUACGAAGAGGACAGUUGGCUGACGUGUGUCUGGACACACCUUUAUGUAACGGACACACAACCAGUAUGGACAUUUUAUGGACAGGAACGCCUGUUGUUACAUUGCCCGGAGAAACUUUGGCUUCUCGAGUGGCAGCGUCGCAAUUAAAUACGCUCGGUUGUCCUGAAUUAAUAGCGAGAACGCGCCAGGAGUACCAAGACAUUGCCGUACGACUCGGAACUGACAGGGAAUACCUAAAAGGGAUCCGGGCAAAAGUAUGGACGGCGCGAUCGGAGAGCCCUCUGUUCGACUGCAAAGCAUACGCAACGGGCCUAGAAAUGCUUUACAACAGAAUGUGGGCCCGGUAUGCGAGAGGAGAACGGCCUGAUCACGUCCAGGCUAUAGAUCAAUAGGCCGAACAACACUGCGACAGUGAAGGGACAUCCAAGAAGCGACGAUGGUGUUAGUGAAGUGAUUAGUGAUAGUGACUGUUAAGAAUGAUACUCUAGUAAAGUGAUAUAUAUUGGAAUAAGUGGCUUAAGAUAUCAUAAUACCACUAGAAAAAAGUGUUACAGAAAUGGUAUGUUAUUCCUGCUAUUGUAGUUGGUAUCAUAAAAUACCCAUAUUCCAGUGAGAAUAAUGAUUGGAAUGGAAGACACAGACAUAGAGUCUGUAAGUAGAUUGGUUGUUUAACAGAUCUACUUAUCCAACAUUAUUUUACCUUAACCUGCUAAUGGUAGGAAUAACAUUUAAAGAUUCUUUUAGAGGCUAAUGUCUCUACUUUUUCAAUUCUCUUAAAGUAUUAUGUAGAUUAUUUUUAUGACCUAAUUAACCCAGUAUAAUGUGAGGCACAAAGCUGUUAACAAUAAUUGUUGGAAUUGAUUUGACAUUGUAUAUAUUGAUGACUUUGUAGUGACAAUUUUUUUUGCCUCCUGUAAAAGGGAACUCCUAAAUUCUAGAUUGAUUAGUAAUUUAUUUCUUUACAUCUCCAGUAUUGUAUAUAUUAUACAGCUGGUAAUAACAGUAUCUCUCAAUGUGAGUAAUUUUUAUAUUUUUCUGCAAGAGAUGGUUUAAUAAUUUCAUUGAAUUCAAUAAUUGUAGAAUUUCCCAAUUAAAUUGUCUUAGCAAUAAUUAAAUGUGGCCUUUAUAGUGUGUGCCAUUACAAAAUGCAAUACAUUUUAAUUUCAUUUCUCUUUUGGUGUUUCAUAAAAAUUGGACUCUGUUAGGGUAAGUAAAUUAUUUUAGUGUUGAGGAAUGAUGUCGCAGUGUUUGGAUAAAAAUCUACAUUUAAUAAAACAAAUAUUCGGCUUUUGACUAUAAUCCUAGAUAGAACUAAGACUAAAUUAAAUAUUUGGGUAUACCAGUAACUAGAAUCUCGCACUGAGAUAAUGAUAUUGUUUUAGCUGUGGCAAAAAUUUGGUAUAUGGCGAGUUUAAUAUAUUUUCUAAUCUAUAUUAUAAACGAUUCUUUUCAUAACCUAGUGACUACACAGCUUCAUUCAAACAAACUAUGUAAGACUGAAUAUAUGAAAGAUUAAUUUGUAGUGUUCUUUAAUAUGUUAAGAAUAUAAAAGUUGUUAAUAGAAGUAAAUGCGCAAUAGUUUUCUAGUUUUCAUACAAUUCAUUGUUUGAAUUAGUUAAGCAUUGUUACAUGUUGUAUAAGAAAGAUGUGAUAUAAUCGGUGGACUAAAUGAAAAACAGUUUCAUUUAUGCAGCAAGUGUUAACAAUGAAUUGUUCAACUAAAUUACUGCGAAAUGAUUUUAGAAUUUGUAAGGCAGUAAAAUAUUUCUAAAUUGUUUGAUUUAAAAGUACCGCUUACUAAAUUACAAAUGUUUAGCAGACAUUCUUCACUUUGCUGAUUGUAAAUAUUAGAUGAAACAGUUCUAGGUAUAAUAAAGGAGUGAUAAUGA
Pieris brassicae (large cabbage white) is the source of this 4867-nucleotide messenger RNA. RefSeq names its product UDP-N-acetylglucosamine--peptide N-acetylglucosaminyltransferase 110 kDa subunit (gene sxc). The record is from RefSeq and is a predicted model, not a curated record. The transcript has 10 exons. Gene Ontology annotation, biological process: protein O-linked glycosylation. NCBI's taxonomy places the organism in Eukaryota, Metazoa, Arthropoda, Insecta, Lepidoptera, Pieridae. Bases 197 to 3370 code for a protein of 1057 amino acids. Gene Ontology annotation, molecular function: protein N-acetylglucosaminyltransferase activity; protein binding.